AUUCCAUGUGGAAGGCUCAUAAACAAAAAAGAGAAACACAACCAGAAAUUGGUAAUGUUCACCAAUCAGUCUGAAGAUUCUGAAAGGUGUGAAAGCAUAGAGCUGGACAAUAAAAUCCGGGAUCUGAUUGAAAGAAGUGCUUCUCGUAAUCCAAAAGGAGUCACGAUGGAGGCCACACCAAGUCACAGAUUUUCAUGUUCUCCAAAGACUUUCAGAGAAAAAGCUUCCAUGGCACAUUUGGCAGAAGGGACAGCUGGAGUGAAUAUUGCACAAAGUUCUACCGAGCAUAUAGAGUGUGCUCAGUCAUCAAGAAGAAAGAAUUUGACAAGUACUCUUGAACACAAGAUAAGAUGCUUGGAAAAACAGAGAAAAGAGCUCCUGGAAGUUAAUCAGCAAUGGGAUCAGCAAUUUAAAAAUAUGAAAGAGUUGUAUGAAAGAAAGGUCGCAGAGCUGAAAAUGAAACUGGUCGCUGCAGAAAGGGUCUGGGGCACCCUGGAGAAGGAGCGACAGCAGCAGGAGCAGCCGCAGAGUCAGAAGGUGGACACCAGGCCACGUGACCAGACCAGGGAGCCACAGCUAGAGAAGGAAAAGGAAAACUUAAAUGAAGAAAUACAGGAAUUGAAGAAAGAGAAUAAGAUUUUGAAGGAAAAAAAUGCUCUUGCAAAUAAGAAGAGGGAACAUUAUGAAUGUGAAAUAAAACGACUCAAUAAGGCCCUUCAGGAUGUCUUGAAAAUUGAGAGUUCUUCAUUUUUUGAGGACUGUGCUGGGAAAUCUAAAGUCAAGUGCAACCAUGCAGAGAUGAUAACGGAAAUAGAAGUCCUCAAACAGCAGGUCCAAAUCUAUGAAGAAGACUUCAAAAAGGAGCGCUCAGAUCGAGAAAGACUUAGUCAGGAGAAAGAAGAGCUACAGCAGAUUAAUCAAACUUCUCAAUCCCAGUUGAACAGGCUGAGUUCUCAGAUAAAAGCUUAUCAAAUGGAGAAAGAAAAACUAGAAAAGCAACUAAAACAGGUAUAUCUCCCAAGCUGCAACUGUGGCUUAGUAUUCCACCUGCAGGAUCUGUGGAAACCAACAGGCCCCGAGGCUGUGCAGGAUCAAUGGGAGCAUCCACCAGACUACCAGUGGUAUGCUCUUGACCAGCUUCCGCCAGAUGUACAACACAAGGCAAAUGAUUUCUCCUCAGAAAAGAAAGUCAGUCAGUAGGAGCUACACCACAGAGGAGACUGGUGAGCUGAGGAUGCGCUUGGCUGAAGGCCUGCUUCAUAUCCUCAUUGCGGCUUGUUUCUGCCACAGUUGAUCAUCAGUUUCUGCCCCAUUAUGUGUGCCUGAUAGUGUUUCCCCUUGGCGUGGACAGAGGCAUGGACAGACUUCUGACAACCAAGAUCAUCAACCAAGAUCGUCAACCAAGAUGACCCUGAGGAGCCAGUUAUAUACAACUAAAUACAACUUCCAGUUUCCUCCAAAUGGGAUUUGACAGCUUGAAACUGUCUUCAACUUACUGCUGUUGGAUUGUUGAACUUACCAAAAUGAUUCCAUGAUGUCAGCAGCUCAGUUUUUGGCAGAGUGAUAUUGUAUGUUGUAUAUAUUCCAAAGGCAAAACUUUCUGUAGUUCUAAAUUUUUUACAUUAAUUCCAUUUUUUCCCUAGGGUCUCAGUUCUUCAGCCAUUUUGACUAGAUACUGUGUUCAUCCUUGGCCUGUAUGAAGCUAAAGAUAGAACUGAAGAGCUGUAUAUACUGUACUCCCUAAAAUUAAAUGAGUGAUUCAAACUGAAUAAAAUAGUAAACUUGAAA
Heterocephalus glaber (naked mole-rat) is the source of this 1788-nucleotide messenger RNA. NCBI's taxonomy places the organism in Eukaryota, Metazoa, Chordata, Mammalia, Rodentia, Bathyergidae. The record is from RefSeq and is a predicted model, not a curated record.